Molecule: messenger RNA, 809 nt
Organism: Aspergillus ibericus CBS 121593
Lineage: Eukaryota; Fungi; Ascomycota; Eurotiomycetes; Eurotiales; Aspergillaceae
Product: YjgH family protein
Exons: 1
Coding region: 123-551 (142 amino acids)
Source: RefSeq, a predicted model, not a curated record
CAUACAUAAAAUCCCAUUCAUCAUUUACCACCUCCACAACCAUCACCAUAAACAUCACCACCAACCACCACCACCAACCUAUCAAACCCAUAACUAGUCCGAACUAGUCCACCACCACCACCAUGCCCACAAAACACUACCACACCACCCCCUCCCCCUACGAACACCAAAUCGGGUACUACCGCGCAAUCCGGCACACCAACCACAUCUACAUCUCCGGCACGACCGCCGUCAACCCUUCAUCCCCGCCAACCUCCCCACAAAUCCUCUUCCCCAACGAUGCAAAAAACCAAACCAUCACCGCGUUAACCGAAUGCAUCACCGCCAUUCGAGCAUUAGGGGGCACCGGAGCAGAGAAUAUCAUCCGGGUGCGGAUGUUUGUGGCGAGACGGGAGGAUUGCGGGGCUGUGGGGGAGGGGUUUAGGGAGGUGCUGGGGAGGGAUAAGGGGGAGGGGGUUGGGGCGGUGGCGACGAUGAUUGUGGUGCCGGGGGGGUUUGUGAAUGAGGGGAUGUUGGUGGAGGUGGAGGUUGAUGGGGUUGUUGAUGAUUGAUUAUUGUUAUUGUUGAUCUAGGUAGACCCUGGAUGGCGCCACGGAUGUAAUGGAUAGACAGGCUAGCGGGAUUUACCGCUCAGCAUGUGAGAAGGUAGAUAGAGAAGGCGGGCUCAUUAAAGAUUAAUGAAGGGCCAGGCUCGGGUGGAGACCAGGGGUGCGCUAAGAGAUAACCAGCUGAUACGCUACUUUAGUGGUAACCUCCGAACUAGGACCAGACCCAUGGUUGGAAAGAAGUCUUCCCCCUUUAAAAGGCAG